AUGACCGUCUUCUUCAUCUUCUGCUCUGGUAAGCCUCACUGGUUUCAUUCAUCAGGUAUUUCUUCUUCUUCUCCUCCUCCUCCUCCAUCUACUGUAUCAUAUCACUGCAUUCAUCUUCUAGUUGUGCCGGCAUCACCUGAGGCCAUCCUUUUCACUUGCCGAUAUUGCAGACAGAAUAUUCAAGAAUUGAAGAAGAACAUGGUAUUAUCAAACAAGAAGCUUAAACAAAAGCUACGAGCAGCUAAAGCUGAACUAAUCGCAGCAUCAGAGGCUCAGAAUCAAUCCAGAAACGAGAACCCAGAAAACCCUGAUUCAAGUAUCCAAACGGGUUCUCUCAAGAAUCUGUUUAAUUCAGAUACCAAGAAACCCAACUUGUCCAAAAGAGCAAAACGCCGUGAAAAGACGCAGUCUGAUUUGCAUGAAACUGCGGAGACUGUAAAAUGUGGAGAAAACGGCGGUAAAGAAGAGGGUGAGGAAAAGAAGAACGAGACGAAAAAGAAGAGGAAGAGAGAUGAGAGUAAGGAGGUGGAGAACGUGGAGGUGGAGAAGAAGGUGGAACAGUUGAAGAAAAAGAAGAAAACAAAGAAGAAGAAAAGGAAAGCUAAUAAGGUCGAAAAUGGGGGCAUCGAGGAGCAAGUUGUGGCAGAGGCUGUUGUAGGCGAUGAAAGCAAACAAGAUUUGGAGGUUUCUAAUAAAGUAUAUGUUGGUGGCAUUCCAUACUACUCUACUGAGGACGAUAUUAGAAGUUAUUUUGAAGGCUGUGGUACCAUUACUGAAGUUGAUUGUUUGCACUUCCCAGAGAGCGGGAAGUUCAGAGGGAUUGCCAUAAUCAGUUUUAAGACAGAAGGAGCAGCUAAAAGAGCCUUGGCAUUUGAUGGAUCUGACAUGGGUGGACUAUAUCUGAAAAUCCAGCCUUACAAGUCACCUAGAGUUAGCGAAGUAUCCAACUUUUCUCCAUCGGUCGUGGAGGGUUACAAUAGGAUCUAUGUUGGGAAUUUGUCGUGGGAUAUAUCCGAGGACGAUUUGAGGAAACUUUUCUCAGAUUGCGCUGUUACCUCUAUCCGAUUUGGUGAAGAUAAGGAGACUGGUGAAUUCAAAGGAUAUGCUCAUGUCGAUUUUGCUAAUAGUCUCUCUCUCAAUAUGGCAUUGAAAAUGGAUCAAAAGAUUGUUUGUGAGAGACCUGUUAGAAUAAGCUGCGCUGUUCCGAAGAAGGGAGAUGCCACAAAGUCAAAAUUCAUACCAACAAAUAAUCAGGUCGACACCAGUGAGGUGACUGAAGUUGGUGCAAAUCAUGUUAAUAGCAGUGGGGUAAGCGCCGUGGACCCCAUGCUCAGUUCAAAGAUAAGGAGGCGAACAUGUUAUGAGUGUGGAGAACGUGGCCACCUUUCAUCUUCUUGCCCGAAAAAGCAAGCUGAAUCUACAAGUCCUGCGGCAAGUUAA
This is a messenger RNA of Fraxinus pennsylvanica, 1440 nucleotides long. The record is from the annotation of a GenBank genome assembly. NCBI's taxonomy places the organism in Eukaryota, Viridiplantae, Streptophyta, Magnoliopsida, Lamiales, Oleaceae.